Orycteropus afer afer is the source of this 11646-nucleotide messenger RNA. NCBI's taxonomy places the organism in Eukaryota, Metazoa, Chordata, Mammalia, Tubulidentata, Orycteropodidae. The record is from RefSeq and is a predicted model, not a curated record.
AUGGAGGACGAAGAGAGACAGAAGAAGCUGGAGGCCGGCAAAGCGAAGCUUGCCCAGUUUCGACAAAGGAAAGCUCAGUCUGAUGGGCAGAAUCCUUCUAAGAAACAGAAAAAAAAGAGGAAAACCUCAAGCAGUAAACAGGAUGUGUCAGCCUAUCAUGGCAUGAAUACUGAUCAAUCACAGACUGAUGACAUGUACAUAAAUAGUUCUCAGGAAGUAGGAUCAGCCGUGACUGCUGAAUCCAUAGUGAUGAGAACUUUACACACUGGAGAGAUAAUCAAGCGUGACCAGGUCUUCUCUGUUGAGCCGGAAAGUGAAAUUUCAACCACAGCAGAUGAUUAUAGUUCAGAGGUAAAUGGUUGCAGUUUUGUGGUGAGAACAGAAAAGUCUACAAAUUUAUUAAUGGAAGAAGAAUUUGGUAUUGAUGAUUCAUAUUCUGAGCAUGGAGCACAAUAUACUCAGACUCAUCUAGAAAUGAUGGAAAAUGAAUUGGCUGGGAAACAGCAUGAAAUUGAAGAGCUAAACAGAGAACUAGAAGAAAUGAGGGCCACCUGUGGAACUGAAGGACUACAACAGUUACAAGAAUUUGAAGCUGCCAUUAAACAAAGAGAUGGUAUCAUAACCCAGCUCACUGCUAAUUUGCAGCAGGCAAGAAAAGAAAAGGAUGAGACAAUGAGAGAAUUUUUAGAAUUGACAGAACAAAGUCAAAAAUUACAGAUUCAAUUCCAACAUUUACAGGCUAGUGAAACUCUGAGAAACAGCACUCAUAGUAGCACAGCUGCAGAUUUACUGCAAGCAAAACAGCAAAUCCUCAGUCAUCAGCAACAGCUGGAAGAACAAGACCACCUAUUAGAAGAUUAUCAAAAAAAGAAAGAAGGUUUCAAAAUGCAAAUUAGUUUCUUACAAGAGAAAAUUAGAGCAUAUGAAAUGGAACAAAAUAAAGUAGAAAACUCUACUAAGAAAGAAAUACAGGAAAAGGAGACAAUCAUUGAAGAAUUAAAUACAAAAAUAAUAGAAGAAGAAAACAAAACUCUUGAGCUAAAGGAUAAACUAACAGCUGCUGAUAAACUACUGGAAGAAUUACAGGAACAGGUUGUACAAAAGAACCAAGAGAUAAAAAACAUGAAAGUGGAGCUGAGUAAUUCUAAACAAAAACAAAGACAGUGUUCUGAGGAAGUGAAACAGUUAAUGGGGACGGUUGAAGAACUUCAAAAGAGAAAUCAUAAAGAUAGCCAAUUUGAAAAUGAAAUUGUACAAAGAAUGGAACAAGAAACACAACGAAAGUUAGAACGACUCCGGGCAGAGCUGGAUGAAAUGUAUGGGCAGCAGAUAGUGCAGAUGAAACAAGAGUUAAUAAAGCAGCACAUGUCACAAAUAGAGGAACUUAAAACACGACAUAAGGGAGAAAUGGAGAAUGCUUUAAGGUCGCAUCCAAAUAUUACAGUUAAUGAAGAUCAAAUAAAGUUAAUGAAUGUGGCAAUAAAUGAACUGAAUAUAAAGUUGCAAGAUACUAACUCUCAAAAGGAAAAAUUUAAGGAAGAGCUAGGAGUAAUUUCAGGAGAAAAGUCUGCUCUACAGAGACAACUUGAAGACCUAUUGGAUGAAUUAAGCUUUUCAAGGGACCAAAUUCAGAGAGCUAGACAGACAAUAGCUGAUCAUGAAAGUAAACUCAAUGAAGCAUAUAAGUCUCUUGGUACUGUGGAGGAUUUGAAAGCCGAGAUUGUUUCUGCAUCUGAAUCGAGGAAGGAACUAGAAUUAAAACAUGAAGCAGAGGUCACAAAUUACAAGAUAAAACUUGAAAUGUUAGAAAGAGAAAAGAAUGCUGUGUUAGACAGAAUGGCUGAAUCCCAAGAAGCUGAAUUAGAAAGGCUAAGAACACAACUUCUGUUCAGUCAUGAAGAAGAACUUUCCAAACUGAAGGAAGAUUUAGAAAUCGAACAUCGAUUAAAUGUUGAAAAACUUAAAGAUAAUUUAGGGAUUCACUAUAAACAGCAGAUAGAUCGGUUAGAGAAUGAAAUGAGUCAGAAAAUAGAAACCAUGCAGUUUGAAAAAGACAAUUUGAUAACUAAGCAAAAUCAAUUAAUUUUGGAAAUUUCUAAGCUAAAAGAUUUACAGCAAUCUCUUAUGAAUUCAAAAUCAGAAGAAAUGACUCUUCAGAUCAACGAACUUCUAAAAGAAAUUGAAAUACUCAGACAAGAAGAAAAGGAAAAAGGUACUCUUGAACAAGAAGUUCAGGAAUUACAACUUAAAACUGAAUUAUUGCAGAAACAAAUGAAAGAAAGAGAGGAUGACCUUCAAGAAAAAUUUAUACAACUUGAAGCAGAGAAUAGCAUUCUUAAAGAUGAAAAGAAAGCUCUUGAAGACAUUUUAAAAAUAUAUACUCCUGUUAAUCAAGAAGAAAGAUUCAUUUUCAUGGACUCCAGCAAUUCUAAAUCUAUAGAUAGUAGCUGGCAAAAGGAAAUAGAUACACUUACAGAGGAAAACAAAAACCUCAAAACACAAUGUAUUCAGCUAAAUGAAGAGAUUGAAAAACAAAGGAACACUUUUUCAUUUGCUGAAAAAAACUUUGAAGUUAACUACCAAGAGUUACAGGAGGAGUAUGCUUGCCUUCUCAAAGUGAAAACCGAUUUAGAGGACAGUAAAAACAAACAAGAAGUAGAGUAUAAAAGUAAGCUUAAAGCACUUAAUGAGGAGCUUCAUCAUUUGCAGAAAAUAAAUCCAACUACAGUAAAAAUCAAAAGUUCAGUCUUUGACGAUGAUAAAACUGUUACAGCAGAAAUGAUGGAAAUUGGUGAGGUGGUUGAGAAAGAUACCACAGAACUUAUGGAAAAACUUGAGGUCACCAAGCGAGAAAAAUUAGAACUAUCAGAGAGAUUGUCUGAUCUUUCUGAACAAUUAAAACAAAAACAUGGUGAGAUUAAUGUUCUAAGUGAAGAAGUUAAAUCUUUAAAGCAAGAGAAGGAGCAAGUUUUACUGAGAUGUAGAGAGCUAGAAAUCAUAAUCAAUCAUAACAGGACAGAGGAUGUAAAUGUGUUUAGUGUUCAGUCAAGUUCUUCUAAAGACAAAGUUGUGACUAUGACAAACGAGGAUUCUAGAGAGCCGCUUUGUAAAAUAAAUAAAGGUUUUGGUGAAGAAUCAAAAGUAAUGGAAGAAGAGAAAAUACCUUUUGAAAAUAGGACUCUUGGGAAAGAAAGCCAGCAGGAACAAUUAUUUUUGGAUCACUUGCCACCAGUGACAAAUGAAUCAGUGCUUGAGGCAACUGAACUUGGUGAAAAUAAACUUCAGCAGGAACUCAGUGUGCUUAAAUCAGAGCAGAAUGAUUUAAAGCUACAGAUGGAAGCCCAACGCAUAUGCCUGUCUCUGGUUUAUUCAACUCAUGUGGAUCAGGUUCGUGAAUAUAUGGAAAAUGAAAAAGAUAAAGCUCUUUGCAAUCUUAAAGAGGAACUUAUUUCUGCUCAAGAAGAAAUGGUCAAGGAACUUCAGAAAAUACACCAGUUAGAGCUACAGAAUAUAAAAACACAAGAAACAGUAAAAAAUUGUAUUGAUAUGUCCAUUUUCUUUUAUUCAUAUAACGUAGAUGUCAAUCAUAAAAACAAGUUAUCUUCUCUGCAAGAUAUCAAAAAAAUUAAACAACUGGAAGAGCAAAUUCAAGAAUUAGAAAACUUCACAUCCUCUUUGCAGCAGCAAUUGAAAGAAGCUGAAGAAAACUAUGGAGCAGAGAUACAUUCUUUGCAGAAGAGGCUUCAGGUUGUUAGCGAGUCCUCUCUUCAGCCAAGUGUCUCUGUUGAUUCGCUGGUAAUUGCUGAAUCUGAUGUACGGAAAACAGUUUACCCUGGAAAUUGUCUUCAACAGAAUAUUGAUGGUACCAUAGAGUUUUCUGGUGAAUUUGGAGUAAGACAGGAAACGAAUAUGAUUAAGUUGCUGGAAAAGCAGUACCAAGAACGAUUAGAAGAGGAAGUAGCUAAGGUCAUUGUGUCAAUGAGUAUAGCAUUUGCUCAACAGACUGAACUGUCUAGAAUGUCUGGGGAAAAAGAAGAUACCACACCGUCAAAACAGCCUCAUGUUCUCUGUCAGCAAGAAGGACAAAAUUUUUUAAAUGAAAUAAAAUUAUCACAAGAUCAAAUUGAUUUUCAGACUUUUGAGAAAACAAACAUAUUUAAAGAAGAAUUUAAACCACUUAGUAAAGAGUUAGAAGACGGAAAGCAAGUUCCAUUAUCAAAUAAUAGUAAUCUUGAUGAAAUCCUGCAAUCAAAGGACCAUGAACUGACUAUUUCAGAAGAAAUAUUCUCCAAAGAUAAAACAUUUAUAUUUGGAGAAUCUAUCCAUGAUGAGAUUUUGGUGUCAAACAUGGAUGCUUCUAGACAGCUAAUGUUAAAUGAAGAACAGUUGGAAGAUAUGAGGCAGGAGCUUGUAAGGCAGUACCAAGAACAUCAACAAGCAACAGAGCUGUUAAGGCAGGCACACAUGCACCAAAUGGAGAGACAGCGAGAAGACCAGGAACAACUACAAGAAGAGAUUAAGAGACUUAAUAGGCAAUUAGCCCAGAGAUCCUCAAUAGAUAAUGAAAACCUGGUUUCAGAGAGAGAGAGGGUGCUUUUAGAGGAGCUGGAAGCCCUAAAGCAGCUGUCUUUAGCUGGAAGAGAGAAGCUGUGUUGUGAGCUGCGCAACAGCAGUACGCAAACACAGAAUGGGAAUGAGAACCACGGGGAAGUUGAAGAACAGACCUUUAAAGAAAAGGAAUUGGACAGAAAACCGGAAGAUGUGCCUCCUGAUAUUCUGUCCAAUGAAAGGUAUGCACUACAGAAAGCUAAUAACAGACUUCUAAAGAUCCUCUUAGAAGUUGUAAAGACAACAGCAGCUGUUGAAGAAACAAUUGGUCGCCAUGUUCUUGGCAUUCUCGAUAGAUCUAGUAAAGGACAGUCAUCUGCCUGCCUGAUUUGGAGGUCAGAGGCAGAAGCACCUAUCAAGUCAUGUGUCCAUGAGGAACACACAGGAGUUACAGAUGAAUCCAUAACCUCUUAUUCUGGAAGCGAUAUGCCAAGAAAUGACAAUAGCAUGUGGUCAAAAGUAACUGAGGAAGGAACAGAGUUGUCACAGCGGCUUGUGAGGAGUGGUUUAACUGGAACAGAAAUAGAUCCUGAAAAUGAAGAACUUAUGCUGAAUGUUAGUUCUCGGCUACAAGCGGCAGUUGAAAAACUUUUAGAAGCCAUAAGUGAAACUAGUACUCAGCUUGAACAUGCAAAAGUCACACAAACAGAGUUGAUGCGUGAGUCAUUUAGACAGAAACAAGAAGCGACAGAGUCCCUGAGGUGCCAAGAAGAACUGCGAGAGCGCCUUCAUGAGGAGUCCAGAGCCCGGGAACAGCUGGCUGUGGAGCUCAGCAAGGCUGAGGGUGUCAUUGAUGGCUAUGCAGAUGAAAGAACGCUUUUUGAAAAGCAGAUUCAGGAAAAAUCUGAUGUAAUAGAUCGUCUUGAGCAGGAGUUGUUAUGUGCAGGUAAUAGAUUACAAGAGUUGGAAGCAGAGCAACAGCAGAUCCAAGAAGAAAGAGAAUUACUGUGCAGACAGAAGGAGGCUAUGAAAGCAGAGGCAGGCCCAGUUGAACAACAAUUACUACAGGAAACAGAAAAGCUAAUGAAGGAAAAACUAGAAGUGCAGUGUCAAGCUGAAAAAGUACGUGAUGACCUUCAGAAACAAGUGAAAGCUCUAGAAAUAGAUGUUGAGGAACAAGUCAGUAGGUUUAUGGAGCUGGAGCAAGAAAAAAAUGCUGAAUUAAUGGACUUAAGGCAGCAAAACCAAGCACUGGAAAAGCAGUUAGAAAAAAUGAGAAAAUUUUUAGAUGAGCAAGCCAUUGAUCGAGAACAUGAGAGAGAUGUAUUUCAACAGGAGAUACAGAAACUAGAACAGCAGCUUAAAGUUAUACCUCGAUUUCAGCCUAUCAGUGAACACCAGACUAGAGAGGUUGAACAGUUAACAAAUCAUCUGAAAGAAAAAACAGACAAGUGCAGUGAACUUUUGCUGUCCAAAGAACAACUUCAGAGGGAUAUACAAGAGCGAAAUGAAGAAAUUGAGAAAUUGGAGUUCAGAGUGAGGGAGCUGGAGCAAGCCUUACUCGUUAGUGCAGACACUUUUCAAAAGGUAGAGGAUGGAAAACAGUGUGGAGCUAUAGAAGGUAAAACAGAGUUGUCCCUAGAAGUGCAAUUGCAAGCUGAGCGAGAUGCCAUAGACAGAAAGGAGAAAGAGAUUACUAACUUGGAAGAACAAUUAGAGCAGUUUAGAGAAGAACUGGAAAAUAAGAAUGAAGAAGUUCAGCAACUACAUAUGCAAUUAGAAAUACAGAAAAAGGAAUCUACUACCCGCUUACAAGAACUUGAACAAGAAAACAAAUUAUUUAAGGAUGAAAUGGAAAAAUGGGGAUUUGCCAUAAUGGGAUCUGAUGCUCUCUCUACUCAGGACCAAGAUCUUCUGUUUGGGAAAUUUGCUCCAAUAAUACAGGAAAAAGAGAGAGAAAUUGAUCAAUUAAAUGAGCAAAUUACAAAACUUCAGCAGCAACUUAAAAGUACAACAGAUAACAGGGUUGUUGAAGAAAAAAAUGAACUGAUAAGGAAUCUUGAAACCCAAAUAGAAUGCUUGUUAAGUGAUCAAGAACAAGUGAAGAAAAAUAGGGAUGAAGAAAUAGAACAGCUCAAUGAAGUGAUUGAAAAACUUCAACUAGAAUUGGCAAAUAUUGAACAGAAGAUAUUAGUAGAUGCUAAUUCCUUCCCAGAAGAUGCAGAUAGUUUAAAACAUCAGUUGGAUGUGGUAACAUCUGAAAAGCUGGCUUUGGAAAAGCAAGUAGAAACCACUAAUGAAGAAAUGACCUUCAUAAAAAAUGUACUUGAAGAAACCAAUUUUAAGAUGAAUCAACUGGCAGAAGAAUUAUGUAGCUUAAAGAGUGAACGUGAAAACAUGAGAAAAAUCGAAAGUGUACCAGAGGAAAAUAUUAACACGAUUGUAGAUGAUCCAAGCAAAGACAAAACUGAACUGGACAGUGUCCUGGCUAAGAAUACUCUUACAUCCAUAGAAAAUAAGACUUAUCUCAAAUCUUUUGAAGAAAACAAGGAAGUGUCCAUAAGCAGUUUGGAAACAAAGUUGGUACAACUUGAAAGCACCCUUAGUGCAAAGGACUUAGAACUUACCCAGUGUUAUAAACAAAUACAAGACAUGCAAGAGCAAGGGCAGUCUGAAAUGGAAAUGCUUGAAGAGAAAAUUGUAAACCUACAGAAAAUACUUGAAGAAAAAGUUGCUGCUGCUCUUGUGAGUCAAGUCCAACUUAAAGCAGUUCAGGAAUAUGCUAAGUUCUGUCAAGAUAGACCAGCAGUUUCAUCAAAACCUGAAAGGACUACCAUAAAGAAUUUAAAUGAACUAGCAGAAAAAGAGAUGGAGUCAAAUGUAUCUGCAUUAACCUUGAGAAUAACAGAAUUGGAAAGUCAGGUGGUUGAAAUGCAGGCUAGUUUGACUUUGGGAAAAAAACAAGUACAGAUUGCAGAGAAAACUGCUUUGGAGAAAGAAAAGAAGCUGCUAGAACUACAGAAGCUGUUGAUGGACAGUGAAAAAAAACCAGGAGGAGAGCCAAGGGAAAGAAGCCCUCAAGGAAGUUUUGAAAUCCUUGAGACAACUUCUGAGCUAUUUCACACCAAUGAAGAAAGUAUAUUUUUUGGUGAACUUGAGACUCUUCGAGCUGAGUCAGCAGCUACCAAAGAAGAGCUUGCCAGUUAUAAAGAAAAGGCAGAAAAACUUCAGGAAGAGCUUUUGGUAAAAGAAACAAAUGUGGCGUUUCUUCAGAAAGACUUAAAUCAAGUUAGGGAUCAACUUGCAGAGGCAAGAGAGAAAUUAUCCUGCUUCUUAGAAAAAGAAGAUCAGACAGAGGAACAAGAAAACAGAAAGGUCUACAACUUAAAGCCACUUUCUAUGAAAGUGGGUAAAAGCUCUGCGUCCCAGACAGAUGAGACACUCAAGAUCAAUAGCAGCGAUCAGACUCCACAAAUUCUUGUUAGAAAUGCAGGAAUCCAAAUUGAUUUACAGAAUGAAUGUUUGUCAGAAGAAGUCGCUGAAAUAAUCAGUCAGUUUACUGAAAAAAUUGAGCAGAUGCAAGAGCUACAUGCUGCUGAAAUUUUGGAUAUGGAGUCCAGACAUAUUUCAGAAACUGAAACCUUAAAAAGGGAACAUUAUGUUGCUGUUCAGUUACUGACAGAGGAAUGCAAUACCUUGAAGGCAGUGAUACAGUGUCUGAGAGCUAAAGAGGGAUCCUCAAUUCCUGAAUCAACACAUUCUGAUUCUUACCAAAAUAGAGAAAUAUGUUCCAGUGAUUCUGGAUCAGACUGGGGUCAGGGGAUUUAUCUUACACAGAGUCAAGGAUUUGACCCAGGGGCAGAAGGUCAAGGAGAAGAAGGUGAAAGUUCAACAGAUUCAUUUCCAAAGAAAAUAAAGGGAUUACUGAGAGCUGUUCAUAGUGAGGGUAUGCAGGUACUCUCUCUCACCGAAUCUCCGUACAGUGAUGGAGAGGACCAUUCUGUUCAGCAAGUUUCAGAAUCUUGGCUAGAAGAGAGAAGAGCUUACCUCAGUACAAUUUCAUCUCUUAAGGAUUUAAUUACCAAAAUGCAGGUGCAAGGAGAAGCCAAGGAUUAUAAUAGUUCUCAGUCCCAUGAGAGCUUCUCAGACUGGCGCGGUGAACUUCUGAUCGCCCUUCAGCAGGUUUUCUUACAGGAGCGCAGUGUCUUACUAGCUGCGUUUCAGACUGAGCUGACGGUUCUCGGUACUAGAGAUGCACUUGGAUUAUUAAACUGUUUGGAACAGCGAUUACAAGAGCAGGGUCUUGAAUAUCGAGCAGCUAUGGAGUGCCUUCAGAAAGCAGAUAGAAGGAGUUUGUUAUCUGAAAUUCAGGCCCUACAUGCGCAGAUGAAUGACAGGAAAGUGACUCUGAAAGGAGAGCUAGAGAGUGAGCCACCAGGCCAAGAACUGGAAUAUAAUGUGCAGCAGAAGCAGUCUCAAAUGCUGGAGAUGCAAGUGGAACUCAGCAGUGUGAAGGACAGAGCAACAGAACUGCAGGAACAGCUGAGUUCUGAGAAGAUGGUGGUUGCUGAACUGAAGAGUGAACUUGCACAAACUAAAUUGGAACUUGAAACAACACUCAAGGCACAGCAUAAGCACCUAAAGGAAUUAGAAGCAUUCAGGUUGGAAGUUAAAGAAAAAACAGAUGAAGUACAUUUGCUUAAUGAUACAUUAGCAAGUGAACAGAAAAAAUCAAGAGAGCUCCAGUGGGCUUUGGAGAAAGAGAAAGCCAAAUUGGGACGCAGUGAAGAACGGGAUAAAGAAGAACUUGAGGAUCUAAAAUUUUCACUUGAGGGUCAGAAACAAAAGAAUAUUCAGCUGAAUCUACUUUUGGAACAACAGAAACAACUGCUAAAUGAGUCACAGCAGAAAAUAGAGUCACAGAGAGUGCUAUAUGAUACCCAAUUAUCAGAAGAACAGAGUCGAAACUUAGAGCUUCAAGUACUUCUUGAAUCUGAGAAAGUUCGAAUUCAGGAAAUGAGAAGCACCUUGGAUAGGGAACGAGAAUUGCAUGCACAGCUACAGAACAAUAAUGAAAACGGGCAGCCUCGGCCAGUAUCCUCUGAGGACUUACUUAAAGAACUACAGAAACAAUUAGAGGAAAAACACAGCCGCAUAGUAGAAUUAUUAAACGAGACUGAGAAAUACAAACUGGAUUCUUUGCAAACAAGACAGCAAAUGGAAAAGGAUAGGCAGGUUCAUAGGAAGACUUUGCAGACGGAACAAGAGGCUAACACUGAGGGACAGAAGAAAAUGCAUGAGCUUCAGUCCAAAGUGGAAGAUCUUCAGCGACAGCUGGAAGAGAAGAGGCAACAAGUGUAUAAGUUAGACCUUGAAGGAAAGCGACUACAAGGGAUUAUGCAGGAAUUCCAGAAGCAAGAGCUAGAACGAGAAGAAAAACGAGAAAGUAGAAGAAUUUUAUAUCAGAACCUUAAUGAGCCAACCACAUGGAGUUUAACCAGUGAUCGAACUAGAAAUUGGGUUCUUCAGCAGAAAAUAGAAGGAGAAACAAAGGACUCAGGCUAUCCUAAGCUAAUUGAAAUGAAUGGAGGAGGAAUUGCCUAUAAUCAUGAAUUAGAAAUGAUCAGAGAAAAGCUUCAAUGUAUGGCUUCAAAGCUAGAGCAUCUAGCUCAGAAAACUUCUAACAGACUACCAUUUGAAACAGCAGAUGAUGAAGAUUUCAUUUGGAUUCAGGGAAAUAUUGAUGGAAUUAUUUUACAACUACGAAAACUAAUUGACCAGCCAGUUGAAGAGCCUAGUUUAGUCUCUCCAAAUACAACCUGUGGUUCAUUGACUGAAAGACUGCUGAGACAAAAUGCUGAGUUGACAGGACAUAUCAGCCAACUGACUGAAGAAAAGAAUGAUUUAAGGAACAUGGUUAUGAAGCUAGAAGAGCAGAUCAAGUGGUAUCGACAGACAGGAGCUGGUAGAGAUUACUCUUCUAGGUUUUCAUUCAGUGAUGGUGCCAACAUCGAUACCAUUAUUGCUUCUGAAAAAGAAAUCUGGAACAGAGAAAAGUUGAGUCUCCAAAAAUCCUUGAAGAGAGCAGAAGCUGAAGUCUGUAAACUGAAGGCUGAACUGAGAAAUGAAGCUUUGCUUCAAAAUCUGAGUCCUGACUCUGAGCAUUCCACUUUAAAGAGAAUUUACGGUAAAUACCUGAGGGCAGAAAGUUUCCGGAAAGCUCUGAUUUAUCAGAAGAAAUACCUGUUGCUGUUACUGGGUGGAUUCCAAGAAUGUGAAGAUGCCACCCUGGCCUUGCUUGCCCGAAUGGGAGGGCAGCCAGCCUUCACAGACCUAGAGGUUAUCACCAACCGUCCGAAAGGCUUCACCAGGUUCCGGUCUGCUGUCAGAGUGUCUAUUGCAAUUUCAAGAAUGAAAUUUUUGGUUCGACGAUGGCAUCGAGUCACAGGUUCUGGUUCCAUCAAUAUUAACAGAGAUGGCUUUGGACUGAAUCCAGGUGCUGAAAAGACUGAUCCAUUCUAUCAUUCUUCCGGUGGGCUGGAGCUGUAUGGAGAACCAAGACACACUACAUAUCGUGCAAGAUCGGAUCUGGACUAUCCCAGAUCUCCUUUACCAUUUCAGAAUAGGUACCCAGGCCUUCCAGCUGAUUUAAAUCCUGGUUCCCUAGCAUGUUCUCAGCUACAGAAUUAUGAUCCUGACAGAGCCCUAACAGAUUAUAUCACUCGACUAGAGGCACUGCAAAGGCGCCUGGGAACUGUACAGUCAGGUUCAACAACUCAGUUUCAUGCUGGCAUGAGAAGAUAAUCCUUUGACAUCAUCAAUCAAAGUGAUUUUAAACAAAUUCUCUUUUGUAAAUCAGUGGUUCUUUUGUGCUUUUUUAUCGUGAAUAUUCAGUGGGACCAAUAGGAACACAGCUUAUGAUUGUACGCAGAUGCCUUGCCAGCCCAUGAAAACAUACUGGAAUUUGUAUAUAUAAGCAUUGUGUAUGUACUCAUGCACAAUCCUCAUUUAAUUACCUGUAUAUUUGUGGAAUGCUAAUUUAAAUGAUUAAGUUAUCAAACCUUGUGUAUUUAUCAAAUGGGUGGGAAGAUUAAACUU